Molecule: messenger RNA, 2908 nt
Organism: Spodoptera litura
Lineage: Eukaryota; Metazoa; Arthropoda; Insecta; Lepidoptera; Noctuidae
Source: RefSeq, a predicted model, not a curated record
AUGCCGAUUUGUUCAGGCGAGUCGAGUAGAGGGGAAGAGUCUAAGCGGCCAAGCUUAGACGCCCGUUCAAACGAACAACGGGACGGCCGUUCAUCAUUCGGAGGCAACUCUAGAACCUACGACCGUGGUGGUCGGCGCGACGACCGCGAACGUGACCGCGACCGUGACUACGAUCGCGGCAACGACUCGCGAUACCCGCGCAGAGACCGCGGUCGUGAUUCAGGCUAUCAAAAUGGCGAUUCAGAGCCACAACGCUGGUCGGAGUCGUCCGAGAGAUGGGGCUCCUCGGGCGGCGGCGGCGGCGGCGGUGGCGGUGGCGGCGGCGGCGGCGGCGGCGGCGGCGGUGGGCGCAGCUCGGCCGGCGGAGCGGGCGCGUCGAGCCGCGAGUCGCGCGACGUGCGCCGCGACGAGGACUUCAACGAGCCGCCGCAGCCGCGCAACGACCGCUGGAAGGAGCCGGAGCCACGCGCUGACGACCGCAACAACUCGCGCUGGCCCUCCGAUGAUGUACGCCGCACGAGCAAUCGCAGGGACGAGAAUGAUUGGACGGUCCCGCUACCUCGCGACGAGCGGCAGGAGUUGGAGCUGUUUGGCACUGGAAACACAGGCAUCAACUUCUCGAAAUACGAGGACAUACCAGUUGAGGCCAGCGGAGAUCGUGUCCCAGAUUUCAUCACCAGUUUUGAGGAUGUUAACCUGACGGAAAUAAUGCGCCAGAAUAUAGCCUCCGCUCGUUACGACAAGCCGACACCAGUCCAAAAGUAUGCAAUCCCGAUCGUGCUGGCUAGAAGAGAUGUCAUGGCGUGCGCACAGACUGGUUCAGGAAAAACGGCCGCAUUCCUUGUGCCCAUCCUCAAUCAGAUGUACGAAGCUGGCCCCGUUAAACAUAUGGGACCAUGUAUCCGGCGCAAGCAGUACCCGCUGGGCCUGGUGUUGGCUCCGACGCGCGAGCUUGCAACGCAAAUAUUUGAUGAGGCUAGGAAAUUUGCCUACCGUUCUCGUGUGAGACCUUGUGUCGUGUAUGGCGGGUCCCCUAUACACGAGCAGUUCCGCGAGCUGGAGCGGGGUUGUCACCUGUUGGUUGCGACCCCGGGGCGACUCGUGGAUAUGCUGGUGCGCGGCCGCGUGGCGCUGGACCACUGCCGACAUCUCGUGCUGGACGAGGCUGACCGUAUGCUGGACAUGGGUUUCGAGCCUCAGAUCCGCAAGAUUGUCGAGAGCCACACGAUGCCAAAGACUGGCGAGCGCCAGACGCUCAUGUUCUCGGCGACUUUCCCUAAACAAAUCCAAGUGCUAGCGCAGGAUUUCUUAUAUAAUUAUGUUUUUCUUGCUGUUGGACGCGUCGGUUCCACAUCUGAAAAUAUCACCCAGAAGGUGGUAUGGGUGGAGGAAAUGGAUAAGCGUUCUUUCCUGUUGGAUUUGCUGAAUGCUUCCAACUUACUGCAACGUGCACGCCCGGAAGAGGAUCAACUGAUCCUUGUAUUCGUUGAAACGAAGAAAGGUGCCGACCAACUGGAAGUGUUCUUGGAUAACCUUGGUUACCCAGUCACGUCCAUCCACGGCGACCGAUCCCAGCGCGAGCGUGAAGAAGCUUUGCGCCGGUUCCGUUCCGGACAGACACCGAUUCUUGUCGCUACCGCCGUCGCGGCCAGAGGUUUGGACAUACCGCACGUGCGUCACGUGAUUAACUUUGAUUUGCCGUCGGACGUUGAAGAGUACGUGCACCGCAUCGGUCGUACCGGCCGUAUGGGUAACCUGGGCGUGGCCACGUCCUUCUUCAACGACACUAACCGUGGCCUCGCGCGGGACCUCGUUGAGCUCCUCGUUGAGGCAAAGCAGGAUGUGCCAAAUUGGCUGACGAGCACGGCAGCUGAUGGGCGUCUUGGUGGCGGCGGACGUCGGACUGGGAGCAGGUCUGGCGGGGGACGAUUUGCAAGCAGCGGCAGUGGCUUUGGCGCUAGAGAUUUCCGUACUCAAUCGCGUCAAACUCCACGAUCGGCAGGGCCGUCUACUAUUGGUUCUGGGUUCGGAUACGGCGGCGGGUCGUAUGGCGGUAACUACGGCGGGUCGUACGGCGGCGGCGGCGGCGGCGGCAGCAGCGGCGGCCCCGACUGGUGGGACUCGUAAGCGUCCGCUCGCACUCCGCAGACCUCGCACCGCACGCGACCCCGUACUCGACCCCUUCAUUCGUAACUUAAGCGAUGUGAAACGUUCUAGAUUAAUAUAUUUUAUUUUAAUUCGUAAACUGAUAGUUGGACUGAAAUUGACCUGUGACUAUUUAAUACGGUAAUGUUUGUACAAUAGAAGAGAGCGGUGCGACAGAGAGAUGUGUUUGGGCGCGGCCGGCCGCGGGCGCUGAAUCUCAGGUGCGCUGCCCGGUGGUCCGGUCGAGCCUUGUUUCUUAACUUCAUACUAUCACCAUGGACAUGCUUAACAAAUGUCUGUGAAUAUAUUCCGCGAGAAUGGUAGUUCGCGAUCAUUAAUGAAGUAAUCGAUUAGAUUAAAUUUGAUCACAUGUAUCGUUUGCGUCACGCGCGACGUGACUCGCACGUUUUGUCUUUUUUAGUAACGAUUAUGUGAAAGUAGUUUAUUAAUAUAGAAAUAUUUUUGAUGUCCGAUCUGUAUCGUGAAUUCGUAAGUGAACAAUGUAAUUGUGUAUUUUCGAUUUUCUAUUUUCUGAAGGUCUCAUAGCUGAACUCACUCAUGACACUGGAAUUUUGAAGCAUUUACGCACUCUAAAAUCGAUGUAGCUAAUGGAGCAGUAGAUUUAGAAAUUGAAAAGUACCGAUACAGUAUCAUAGAAAAUAAUUACUAAAUUUUAUCAGUAGAGAUCCCAUAUUGUAAUAUCUGUCUUCGACGUGAUCUAUUAUUUGAAUGUGAAUUUACCAAUAAAAAUUAAGAAACAGAA